Messenger RNA from Xenia sp. Carnegie-2017, 394 nucleotides. RefSeq lists its product as uncharacterized. The record is from RefSeq and is a predicted model, not a curated record. Lineage: Eukaryota; Metazoa; Cnidaria; Anthozoa; Malacalcyonacea; Xeniidae. Bases 32 to 394 code for a protein of 120 amino acids. The transcript is spliced from 5 exons.
ACUUGGUUCCAUUUUUCGACAACUUUCCAAGAUGGUUGCAAAGGAUCUUAUGAGGAUGUCGAAGAAGUUCAUUGACGAGGCUCAACAGCUUGUUAAGCAACUGUCCGAUAGGCGUACCGAUUUAGAGAAUUUUGCCAAUUUCAUCAAAGUUCAUGGUAAAAUAAAAAAGAAAGUGUCAUUUCUACAAGUUGAGGUGGAAUAUAUGAAAAGCAUUUUUGAGAUGAUUCGUGCUAGCCAGCGACCUUUGUCUGAAAAAGAGAAAGAAAUUGAAGAUGCUACUUGCUUAUCUUGGGAACAAUUACUUUUUUGUCUUGAAGAAGCUUCCAACUUCUUGGUCUAUAAAAUUCCUGAAAUAAUGUGUGACCUUGAUGAUAAGAUUAUGAGGAGUAACUAG